UCGGAGGUAUCUAUAAACAGUAUCUGCAAGCUGUUGCUCAUGCCCUGUUGCCAUGGAAGCCCCGAGUAAAAACUAAAAAUAAACAGAGGAAGGGAUUUGUGCCUGCUACUUGGAAGGAAAGAGACUGUCGACAGAAAACUUUGGGUUACGCUUGGAGGAAAUUAAUAGAAAGCUUUCCGAAACAUCUCCCAUAUCCUCCAACUCUGGGACAAAUGGCAAGCAAUACCAUGGAACCAUCACAGGACCUCUCCUUAGUGCCAGAAGUCCGACUUCAGCAGAAGUACUGGAUAGCAGAGGAGAGUAAAGCCAAAUUGUUGAGUGCCGGUGCCAAAUGCUUGGGUACAGUCAUUCAAAGUGAGCAUUACUACGACACUGCUUCAGACGAACUAGCAAUGGCCGAGUUGUGGCUAAGUCAAAGAAAUCAACAGUGGAGCCUUAUAGUGGGAUCUCAGAAGCAAACUACUGAAUCAGUCCCUAAGAUAUGGGAACUUCCAUGCUUCCAUGCUAACACUCAACUCACAGUUCACAAAGACAUAGAUAAGAUACAAAUAAAGUUGGCAUUGCUUAAUAAUCAAAACAAUCACCAGCAUGAUUCCAAUGAAUUUCGAGUUAAUUCUACAUACACAGAGAUUGUGAAAGACAGUGACAUAAUUGCAUAUCUGGCAGAUUUCUUUAACAUAGAUUUGGAGGCUGAAGGAGGAGGGAACAUGGGCAUGGAAGACUUUUUGCGGAGAGCAGGGAUCCAGCAUUAUGCAACCAAUCAUAUUGUUAAUCAAGCAACAUAUCAGCUGAGUAACAGGUACACGAUUAUAAUUCAAAGGAACGAAUACUCUUUGAAAGAGUCUGCAACUGUCCUGCUUGAUGUAGACAUCUCAAACAUCUGCAAAGGUUUAGAAGACAUUGAGAAGUUGGGAAACUACCUGGGAUUUAUUCAAAGCGAGCAUGCCGAAUCAGACAACAUGACCACAAAAUCUUCCAGCUUUCAAACAAGGGCCAACUAACAUCUCCCAACAAAGGAUUCCCCCAGGCAGGAAGCAGCCAGGCCUUGAACCUAAAAGGCCAUUCAAUGCUAAUCAAGCUGGCCAAUUGCAACAUUCACACUUGCCUCCAACAGACAGGAGUUCUUUCUCCCACCCUGAACAUUAUUCCAUAGAUAUAUAAACCUCCCUUGCCUAGUUUCCAACAGACCUCACAAUCUCUGAGGAUGCCUACCAUAGAUGUGGGCAAAAUGUCAGGAGAGAAUGCUUCUGGAACAUGGCCAUACAGUCUGGAAAACUCACAGCAACUGAAUCUUAAUAGUUAGGUGUAGGUAAAGGUUUCCCCUGACAUUAAGUCGAGUCGUGUCCGACUCUGGGGGUUGGUGCUCAUCUCCAUUUCUAAGCCAAAGAGUCCAUAGACACCUCCAAGGUCAUGUGGCCACUGGCAUGACUGCACGGAGCGCCAUUACCUUCCCGCCGGAGUGGUACUUAUUGAUCUACUCACAUUUGCAUGUUUUCGAACUGCUAGGUUGGCAGAAGCUGGGGCUAACAGCAGGUGCUCAUUCCGCCCCCCGGAUUCAUUAUCCGUAGAUGCCUCCAAAGUCAUGUGGCCGACAUGACUACAUGGAGCACCGUUAACUUUUCGCCAGAGCAGUACCUAUUGAUCUACUCAUAUUUGCAUAUUUUCAAACUGCUAGGUUGGCAGAAGCUGGGGCUAACAACAGGUGCUCAUUCCGCUCCCCGGAUUCAAACCUGCAACUUUUUGGUCCACAAGUUCAGCAGCUCAGCGCUUUAACACACUGUGCCAAUGGGGGCCCCUUUCAUAAUAAUUAUUUAGAUAUAUUAUUAUGAGAACGCAUCAAUACUUAUUAUUUGUGCCUUUAAAAACAUUAAGCCCAUUUAUGUGUGUAACGGAAUUCUCUACAGCAGGAAAAUUCAGAUUUAUGGCAAUAGCAGCAGUAUAACUAGUGUCAGCAGUAAUCUAUGAAUAGCACACUUAAUAGUUGCUGGGGGAGAGAGGCAUUCAAGGGAGCGCUGCCGAAAUCAACUGCUUUAGAUUUGGCUCUGCAUUUAAAAACUGCACAGGUGGCUGUGUGAUAGUUCAAUUAAAUAAAUCCGUCAACUAACCAGACUUAAUCUUUUCAUUCAGCAAUGCUGCAGAAAAACAGGAUGUCUUCAGAAAAUAUCUGUCUUUGGCAAACAGGGAUCCUGACAACUAUUUGCCAUUUCUUGCAAAUUAAUACAUUAUGACUUCAUAGGAUUCUGGCACCCAGGAUGUGCACAUUCAGCCACUCUUAUUACUGUUAAAAUUCAGAGCAGAAAGGCUGCUGGAUUUGGCAUUUCUUCAUUUAACAGUUUCAGAUGCUGACAUUUUUGAAUACAUGUUUAAUUGACGAGUCUCUGCUAUUUCGUAAAUUGUCACCUUCAGCACAUUUAAAUCUGAAAUUCAACUUUCAUUGUUAUGUCAGCAUUUCACUUCUUAGGCACUACUGUAAGAAUGCCAAAUAAUUUAGAGAAGGAGCACUACCUCAAUAAUACCUUAACCUGGGAACAACAAAUAUUUACAGGACCAAGUCCAACUAUAAGUCCCAUCAAGAAUACAGAAUCAAUGGAGAUUUGGUAAAUCAACAAUCAAGCCAUAUUGUCUGGGAUUUAUGAACUGUAGCCUGACUUCUGCGCUUAUAAUUUCUGAUUUCUAAAUGUUUGGAGCUAAAAAAAACAAUGCUUUGACAACUGAGCAAGGAGAUCUUCUGCUUGGGAAAUGUCAAUACUGUAUAUCCUGGCGCAUUCUGCCAUACUGAAUUUGGCUAUUGUAUUAGAGGUUGCACUGAAAUAUUUUAUAACAACACAUGCAAUACAUAUACACCAGUUUUUUUCCGUGUCAGGAGCAAGGAGAAACUGCAAGUCGCUUCUGGAGUCAGAGAAUUGGCCAUCUGCAAGGACGUUACCCAGGGGACGCUUGGAUGUUUUGACUAUCCUUGUGGGAGGCUUCUCUCAUGUCCCCGCAUGGAGCUAAAGCUGAUAGAGGGAGUUCACCAGUGGUUCCAAACCUUUUUUUUUUUGACCAGGGACGACUCUCUAACAUUAGUAGGGUUGCGAAUUUUUUUUUUUUUUCGUGAACUUUAGCUUCAGUUUGGUUAUCUAGGGUGCCGAUUCAAAAAAUUGCAUUGGAUCUAGUUUCUGAUACAGAAUAUAUGCCACCCAGUAGUCGCCAUCUGCCCGCUCACAGAAAACUAUAUUUAAUAAUAUAAAUCUGAUGUGGUCUAUCCAAUGCAAAUUUCUGAAUCAGCACUCCACAUAACCCCAGAAAAAGGCCUAAAAAUGAAGACAUCAAGGGGCUUCCACUUCCAGGCACCACAUGAAAUGGUUCCAUUCAGGUGGAAGGAGGAGGAGGAGAAGCAGCAGUCAGAAGGCUUGUUGUCGCACGUUUUCUGGGUACUCAUCCCUGUUGCCUCGGCACUAUAAGAGGGUUUCACGAGACCAACCAUGCUCAUUACAACAAUGUAGUAACGGUGAGGCCGUGGACCAUAUUUUAGUUCUUGGGGAGCACUGGUGGUCCAUGGACCACAGGUUGGGAGCCACUGAUUUACACACUAUGUUGGCACUAUAUAAUGAAAAUAUAAGUGAAUGUAUGUAGGGCCAGAAUCUGUAUAAUCUCUGAGAGAAGGCAGCAUAUAAAUGAAAUGCAUUCAUUUUUAUUUAUUUGCUACAUUUAUAUCCCGCCCUUCUCACCCCGAAGGGGACUCAGAGUGGCUUACAAAUUAUAUGUACAUACAAUAUAUUGUAUUAUUAGCAUAACACAAUAUUAGCAUUAAAUUACUAUACUGUACUAUAUCACUAUAUGGUAAUAUUAUUAGUAAUAUUGCAUGUAAUAUAUAAUAUAUAAUUAAUAUUAUAUUGUAUUAUUAUGAUUAGUAUUGCAUUACAUUAUAAUAUUAUCAAUAUUAUACGUACAGUAGAGUCUCGCUUAUCCAACGUAAACGGGCCGACAGAAUGUUGGAUAAGCGAAUAUGUUGGAUAAUAAGGAGAGAUUAAGGAAAAGCCUAUUAAACAUUAAAUUAGGUUAUGAUUUUACAAAUUAAGCACCAAAACAUCAUGUUAUACAACAAAUUUUACAGAAAAAGUAGUUCAGUACGCAGUAAUGUUAUGUAGUAAUUACAGUAUUUACGAAUUUAGCACCAAAAUAUCACGAUGUAUUGAAAACAUUGACUACAAAAAUGCGUUGGAUAAUCCAGAACGUUGGAUAAGCGAGUCUUGGAUAAGUGAGACUCUACUGUAUAUACAAUUGAUUAUAUUUUAUAUUAUUAUAUAUUAUAUUGUAUAUUAUAUACAAUAUAUGUAUAUGUAUGUGUGUGUGUGUGUGUGUGUGUAUAUAUAUGUAUUAGCAUAGCAUAAAUGAAUGAAUAAAUAAAUAAUAUCCUUUUGCCUCA
Anolis carolinensis (green anole) is the source of this 4408-nucleotide messenger RNA. RefSeq lists its product as uncharacterized. Gene Ontology annotation, biological process: thiamine diphosphate metabolic process; dephosphorylation. Bases 213 to 1001 code for a protein of 262 amino acids. Lineage: Eukaryota; Metazoa; Chordata; Lepidosauria; Squamata; Anolidae. The record is from RefSeq and is a predicted model, not a curated record. Gene Ontology annotation, molecular function: magnesium ion binding; thiamine triphosphate phosphatase activity. The transcript is spliced from 2 exons.